UGUACCGAAACCGGCAGCAUUGUUUACCUCUAGCUGCUGCGUAUACGUGAACAAGUUCAAUUCGAGGCCAGUGCAGAUUACCAACAAAAACCGUAAUAAAACCAGAAGUUAAAAUGUCCAAGGAAGCGGAACCAGCCCGUUCGGAUAAGGAGCUUGACCUGUCGAAUGCGGGUCGUGGCGUUUGGUUGGUAAAAGUCCCAAAAUACAUUGCCAACAAGUGGGAGAAAGCUCCGGGCAACAUCGAGGUUGGUAAGCUAAAGAUCUCGAAACAAGUUGGGCAGAAGGCACAGGUUUCGCUCACCUUGUCGGAAGCCGUCAUUAACAUCGACCCGGGUGAAGGGAUUCCCCGGGAGCACAAGCUGGACGUGUCAGUGGUAACGAAGCAAACGUUGGGUGUAUUCUCGCACAGUGUCCCCUCGGCGGACCGGAAAGAGGACAGUGCCCCCGAAGGCGAGAAGCUCUUCAUGGAGGGGCGAAUCGUGCAGCGGCUGGAGUGUCGCCCGCUGGGUGACAAUGCCUACAUGAAGAUGAAGCUGGAAUCGAUCCGGAAGGCUUCGCAACCGGCGCGGCAGGUCAAAUCGCUGGAGAAGAUCGUCCACAACUUCAAGCCGGUUUCGGACCACAAGCACAACAUCGAGGAUAAGGAACGGAAGAAGGCCGAGGGCAAGAAGUCCCGAGACGACAAGAACGCAGUGUUGGAUAUGUUGUUCAAUGCGUUCGAGAAGCAUCAGUACUACAACAUCAAGGAUCUGGUCAAGAUCACCCGGCAGCCGAUCAGUUACCUGAAGGAGAUUCUGAAGGAGGUUUGCGACUAUAAUAUGAAGAACCCACACAAGAACAUGUGGGAACUGAAGAAGGAGUACCGGCACUACAAGGACGACGACAAGAAGGAGGAGAGUAAGGACAUGUCUGACAGUGACAGCGACUGACAAUAGCACGGGGAAGAGUGCCAAGGGCUGUUGAGGAAGGAGCUUGAUUGGUGGUAAGUUAAUACUAAUCUUUGUUAAUCUUAGAUCAUUGGGAAUAAAUCUAAUCUAACUAUA
Molecule: messenger RNA, 1043 nt
Organism: Aedes albopictus (Asian tiger mosquito)
Lineage: Eukaryota; Metazoa; Arthropoda; Insecta; Diptera; Culicidae
Product: general transcription factor IIF subunit 2-like
Exons: 1
Coding region: 114-929 (271 amino acids)
Biological process (GO): transcription by RNA polymerase II; transcription initiation at RNA polymerase II promoter
Cellular component (GO): transcription factor TFIIF complex
Source: RefSeq, a predicted model, not a curated record